ACCCCGCCACUUCUGUCAGGCCUGCUGCACGCCUUCGCCUCCCCCCCUGGCAGGCAGUGUGCGCGAGGAGUGUGCUAGUGGUUGCGUUCGGGAGUGUGAACUCAUGUAGUGUGCGCUCGUAUGCCUCGAAGCGAAAAUCUUUGCGUGUCCGAGAACUUGCUUGUCGUCGAAAGCGAGGAUCUGUCCGUCUCGUCUCCUGCUGGAGAGGACAGCGCUGCACAGAUGCUCGAAGGUCUCGGUGGCCGCCUCGCUGGACUCUGAUCUCCCGUCGGUGCAUUUUGGUUGGCGAGAGUCCGCGCGCGGCUCAGCGGUCCUUGCAAGAUGAAUAACGAAGGCGUGGGUAACAACAGCCCUCUGUCGACCGACACCCUGAACCUCGGCAUGAGCCCGGGCGUGAGCGAGGUCGUGGGCGUGGUUGGGUCGACGCGGCGCACCUCGCGGGUCUGGCGCUACUUCGGCAUGGUCGACAACUGCCACUACAUCUGCCGCCUGUGCUCCUUCGUCGGUGCCUACACCAACACCACCAACAUGCGCAAGCACAUCCAGCACCACCACCCCGAGCGGUUCCAGGACAUCCUGGACCACACGCGGCCCACCACACGCCCCUUCUACACCAACACGCUCACCCGCAUGCGGCCGCCGCAGAACUUCCCCGUCGCCGCCGCCCAGGGCCCCACGUACCCGCUGGUCUACGCGCAGAGCGUCGCGCCCAAGAGGAUGAUCCUGCCUAAGCCCCCGGAGCUGAACUUCGGCCACGCCCACGGCGGGGGCACGGACCACACUCUGACCCCAACGGUGCCCGCCCAGCCGCCGCAAGUGCCUUCGUCGCAGCACGCCUCCUUGAUCCUGCCGCCCACGCAGGCGCCCGCCACCUCGGGCCUGUCCUACUCCUCCCAGGUGCCGUCAGCCGCCGUGGCCACGCCGUCGGCCUCGCCGGCGCACCCGAACGCGGUGACCGCCUGCGAGCUCAGUCCGGAGGAGUCGAAGCUCGUGAACCAGUUCUUCCCUCCCUUAGGCGAAGCCACCGAGUGCUCAAGCGAUUCGGACACCACGUCUCGAGGUCUCCCGGGCACGGAGGAGAGAGGGGCAGGCGAGUUCGGGCAGGGGGGCGAGGACAUGCCCGUGUCACUGUCCCCGGAGCAGUUCCUGUCGGAGGCCAGCGAGCGGGAACCGACUCCUGCCCCGACCCCCACCCCUCCAAAGCCUGAGAGUUACCAGCUGCGGCAUAACAACCACCUGACGAUCGUGCUGGAGGCCCUCGCUCGCGAUGAAGCCUUCAUGGACGUCACGCUGACCGCCCAGGGAAGGUCUCUCAAAGCCCAUAAGUCAGUGUUGUCAGCUGUCAGCCCUUAUUUCCGGGGAGUGUUGCGGGACAACCCGUGCCAGCAUCCCAUCAUUAUUAUGCCACGGGAUGUUCGCUUUGAAGAGCUUUACAGCAUAGUCAAUUAUAUUUACAAGGGUGAAAUGACAGUAGCAGCAGAAGAUCUGACUUCGUUACUGAAGACCGCUGAAAUUCUCCAAGUGUCAGGCCUGGCACCUUCGGAUUCGACGGCAACGGUGAACCCCAGCACAGAAUCUUGCGCUACCGGCAAUGUCCGGUCUUCUUCUGCCUCCUCAUCCUCGUCGUCUUCCACCCACCCGCCCGGGGCAAGAACAGUGAGGCCCCCCAAGGCAACUCCUCAGGGAGUCGCCACACCACCAGCCAGACCCAAAUCUCGAGACUGUAUGAUAAACCCAACAGAUUUCAUGGAUGUGGACAUGACUUGUGUUAAGGAGGAAGUAGCAAGUGGAGGCGAAGAAGAGGAGGACAGUGCAAAUAACGAGGUUGCCAUUCCGCCCCCGGCAAACGAAAAUGGAAAGCAAGACGAGCCCCAGGAAACAAGAAACAGUUCCCCAACUAUAGAGCAUGUACAAGAGACGACUCCAACGGUACCUGUCAGUCAAGUCCAAGAACCCACGACCACAGCAGACCCGACCAUAAAAUCGGAGCCCGGAGGUUCUGUAGAUCACCCCCCUGCCAGCAUUGCCCCUGAAGACCCCAUACCGUUCAUGUGUCCCCACUGCCAAGAAAUACACAGAAGUAAUGAAAUGAUAAUGUCACAUCUCAGACUGAAACAUCCAAGUAAGCCCAGUUUUGUUUGCGGAUGUGGACGCGUGUUUGUUCGGCAGCUCCAGCACCAAGCCCACACAAGAGUAUGUUCUAGUUCAUCUUGAGAUCUUGUUGCUAUCACU
This is a messenger RNA of Penaeus monodon (black tiger shrimp), 2232 nucleotides long. Its product is annotated as protein bric-a-brac 2-like. NCBI's taxonomy places the organism in Eukaryota, Metazoa, Arthropoda, Malacostraca, Decapoda, Penaeidae. Gene Ontology annotation, molecular function: DNA binding; protein binding. Gene Ontology annotation, cellular component: nucleus. The record is from RefSeq and is a predicted model, not a curated record. Gene Ontology annotation, biological process: regulation of transcription by RNA polymerase II.